AUGGGGGCAGGAGCUCUGACCAUCUGUCACAAUAAGGCAGCGGUGAAGGUGAAAGAAGACAUGUUGAAGAUGGUUCAGAUCCCCAUUCUGAAACCCAGAGGUACGGUCAACAAGCAGGCCAGAGUGUUCGGGAAGUCUCUGAGCGAACUGCAAGAGCAAGGGUUACUGAAGGAUGGGCUGCCUCUUGUGGUUAGGAGAAUGGUCGAGCAUCUCCGCACUCACGGUGUGACUCAGGAGGGGCUGUUCCGUGUGAACGGGAAUGUCCGCGCUGUGGAGCUCCUGAGGCAGCGGCUGGACCGGGAGGACAUGGAGGAGGACAUGGAGGAGCUUGGGCAGGAGGCUGACGUCUCUGCUGUGGCCAGUCUGCUGAAGCUGUACCUCCGAGAACUGCCCCAGGCCCUCAUCACCCCCGCCGUGCAGCAGGCCCUCAUACACCACUACCAAGUAGACCAACAAGCCGGCUUCCGAAAAGAGAGAUCGUGCACGGACCAGAUCGCAACCCUGCGCAUCAUUCUGGAACAAUCCUUGGAAUGGAAUUCGCCCAUGUACGUCAACUUCAUCGACUACGAAAAAGCGUUCGACAGCGUGGACCGGCAAUCCCUAUGGAAACUACUGAGACACUACGGUGUGCCAGAAAAGAUCACCAACAUCAUCAGGAAAUCUUACGAAGGGAUGACCUGUAGAAUCGUCCAUGGCAGACAGCUCACUGACGCCUUUGGAGUGAGAACCGGAGUGAGGCAAGGCUGCUUACUCUCACCUUGCCUAUUCUUGCUGGCCAUAGACUGGGUAAUGAAGACAUCGACGAACCAGAUGCGAAAUGGAAUCCAGUGGACACUCUGGGAACAGUUAGAUGAUCUAGACUUUGCUGACGAUUUGGCCCUUCUCUCCCACACCCAUCAACAGAUGCAGGAAAAGACCAGCAGGGUAGCAAACAACUCCGCUAGACUGGGCCUCCACAUCAACAGAGGGAAGAGCAAGGUGUUUAAGAUCAAUGCAUCCAACAACACACCCAUUACAGUCCAAGGCGAGGCGCUGGAGGAGGUAGACAGCUUUACAUAUCUCGGCAGCAUCCUGGAUAAAUAUGGGGGAACGGAUGAAGAUGUCAGAACCCGCAUCGGUAAAGCGCGAACAGCCUUCCAACAGCUGAAGAAUAUCUGGGGAUCCAGCACAAUUAGCAUCACCACCAAGAUCAGGCUCUUCAAUACCAUCGUGAAGCCAAUACUCCUCUAUGGAGCAGAGACCUGGAGAACCACUGUGGUCACCAUAAAGAGAAUCCAGGUCUUCAUUAACUCCUGCCUCAGGAAGAUCCUCAAAAUCCGAUGGCCAGAAAAGAUAUCCAAUGAAGAAUUAUGGACGAAAACGAACCAGCAGCCCGUUGACGAAGCUAUCCUUCAGAGACGCUGGCGAUGGAUAGGUCACACCCUCCGCAAGUCCGCGUCCAGUAUAACUAGACAAUCUCUCACCUGGAAUCCUCAAGGAAAGAGGAAGAGAGGGCGACCUAGAAACACCUGGCGCCGAGAUCUGGACGCAGAUGUCAAGCAGAUGGGAAAGACGUGGGGGCAGCUGGAGAGACUCGCCCAGAACCGAGAUGCCUGGAGGAAGCUGGUCGGCGGCCUAUAUUGUGGAGAGAGUGGCUCUUGUUCUGAUGUGGCAAACCUGCUCAAGAGGCUCCCAGAGGUCCACUUCAGCCUCCUCCGAUACCUCUGCUACUUCCUCACUCAGGUGGAGUGCAACCACAAGGAGAACCGCAUGACCGCACACAACCUGGCCACUGUGUUUGGACCAAGUGUGUUUCAUGUGGCUGCGAGUUUUGAGGCAAUGAAGGACCAAACGACAUGCAACAAAAUCCUGGUCAAACUCAUCCAGAACUACAGCAGCAUCUUUGAGACAGAAGUGGACAUUGAGCACUACUUGGAAGACUUCCCAAACCUCAUCGUUGUCAAGGAGGCACAAUCAACAGAAGGGGACACAAGGCAGUUAUGGAGUCGUCCUGAUUCAAUAACACCACAGCCAGCUCCCAGGAUAAAGCAUGGAACUAUAACCUCCACCACAAAAUCUCAAUCACAGCAACAACUCAACACGGAUGCUCCUAAACCAAGAUCAAGAAAAGCGAAGGUGAGGAAAUCUCAGAGGAGUGACACAGCGGGAGAUCAAGUUCUACCCAAGUCCGACCGGUCUGCAGGGGAGCCCAAUGUCAGGCCUGUGUCCCGUCCGGUCAUCCGAAGUCCGGAAAGAUCAGAAGCUGCGUUGAAACCACGGCUCUGCUGUCAUCAAAGCAAAGCCCCUAACCCCUACAGCGUGGACACCAGCUCAUCAAACGGCAUGGGCAGUGUGAGGAGUGCCCAGGAAGAAGAUUGUGACGAUGAUGACAAAGAGAGACCAAUAUCUCCAUUCUACAGAAGUCACCUCCUCUCUCCAAGACACCGCACACCAGAUGCGGUAGAUUAUUUGGAAGGAACUAUUCGGUCAACAGUGGAGCAGCAUCUCUUUGGUGUUAACGGCUGGAGGGGUCAAAGGUCUCGGGUCUCAUCACCGUGUCCCAAGAGUCCAGAAGGGACUCCCAGCAGCGCCCGAGAGAGACGGCGAAGCCAGAGGCAGCGAGACGCACAGAGUCCAUGCCACAGGAGCAGUGCUGCAUCCGCCCGCACAGACACCAAUAAGGAGAAUAUCCAGUCGAUCCACCGCUUCAGUGCUGGUGCCGAGCUGGUGGAGAGCUCAGGCCACUGUAGCCCCGUAGAGCGGACACCGAGGGCUAAGGAGUGGAGACACAGCCCGAUGCUUCUGCCGCUAAGUGACAACCAGGAUACCCAUGCGGAGCCGUAUGAGACAUCAGCCUACAUGGAGGCAUUCCAAAACAGGAAUGACACAACACUAGAAAGCCCUUCCCCUUCAACGCUCAGGAUGAAGAUCCAGGAGUCUCCCGUCGCCUGUGACUCAGGGAGGGUCGGAGGAGGCGGUUCGGACCCAGACUGCGACAAAUCGGGCUGUGAGGACGUGCCCCGAUUGGACCUGACAGCGCUGACGGAGGACAACAAUUGGGGAGAGCCUGUGCCUGCUUACCCCCUGCUGCAACGGGAGUGCAUGGACCGGGAGGAGGCGCGACUGUCUCCUCACGGCGGUGGGCGGCUUAUUAGACAGCUCCUGGACGAGGACAGUGACCCCAUGGUGUCCCCGCGCUUCUACGCCUACGGACACGGACAGCAGUAUUUGGAAGAUACAGAAGUGCCCCCAUCUCCGCCCAACGCACACUCCUUCGUCAGCCGCAGGCGGAGUUCGUCGCUCGGCUCCUGUGACGACGACCAAGAGGAGCUGACUUCAUUGCAGCUUACAAAGAGAAUUCACGUCCUCAAGAAAAAGAUCCACAGAUUCGACGAGAAGUUUGAGGAGGAGAGAAAGUACAGGCCUUCCCACAGUGACAAAGCUGCCAAUCCUGAAGUUCUCAGAUGGGUCACAGAACUAUCCAAACUCCGCAAAAUGCUCAAAGAACAGAGAAUACUGAAAUCCGAGGAGGACCUGACUCCAGUGACCCGCCAGCGCAGCAACACUCUGCCCAAGAGCUUCGGUUCCAAGCUGGAGAAGACCCCCAAGCCCCCGGCGGACAUCACACUGGAGAACAUUCAGAAGAAACUCCAGGAGAAGCGCGCCGAGGUCAACCGUCCCGAAGACAUCAAGGACAUGACCCGGGAGCAGAUCGCAGCGGAGAAAGUGGCCCUGCAGAAGUCUCUCCUCUACUACGAGAACAUCCACGGGCGACCGGUAACCAAGAACGAGAGGCAAACCAUGAAGCCCCUGUAUGAUCGAUACCGCCUGGUCAAGCAGAUCCUGUGCAGAGCCUCCACCAUCCCAGUCAUUGGCUCUCCCUCCAGCAAACGCAGAGGGCCGCUGCUACAGCCCAUAAUCGAGGGCGAAACCGCGCUCUUCUUCGAUGACAUAAAGGAGGAGGAGGACGGCUCGGAGGACGACUCGGACGUAAAGACUCAGGUCACGGUGACGGUCAGGGCCGAUCUGAGCGCGCUCAGUUUCAUGGAGCGCAUGGACGAGGAAGUGGACGGUUUCAUUUCACCUGUGGACGACCUGUCGCCGUCGCCCAACAGCGCGGACAUGGGGCUGUCCAACCUGCACGCCGCCACUAUUGAGGAACUCGUGGAGCAGCUGCAAGAGACGCGCGAAGAGAAAAAACGCCUCCGCAAGAACCUCAAGGAAUUUGAGGACCAGUUUUUUCGGCAAAACGGAAGGAAUGUUCAAAAGGAGGACCGCUCCCCUCUGGCAGUGGAGUACAGCGAAUACAAACACGUCAAGGCCAAGCUGCGACUCCUGGAAGUUCUCAUCAGCAAAAGAGACUCCAGCAAGAUCAUAUGA
Knipowitschia caucasica is the source of this 4359-nucleotide messenger RNA. NCBI's taxonomy places the organism in Eukaryota, Metazoa, Chordata, Actinopteri, Gobiiformes, Gobiidae. The record is from the annotation of a GenBank genome assembly.